This is a messenger RNA of Centropristis striata (black sea bass), 5732 nucleotides long. Its product is annotated as lamin-A-like. The transcript is spliced from 14 exons. The record is from RefSeq and is a predicted model, not a curated record. Lineage: Eukaryota; Metazoa; Chordata; Actinopteri; Perciformes; Serranidae. The coding region runs from base 714 to 2672 and encodes 652 amino acids.
UAAACUGCAGGUGUUAUUUCAGAUGCCUUACUUGAAACAAUAUAGAGGUACUUUAUAAUGUGUUUAUUAAUAGUGUUGUCUAUACAAUGUGAGAUUACCGGAUGUUUGACACAAAUGAAAAAAAUAACUUAUAUUAUAUAGGUCUUGUAAAAAGAACUUACUCAGAUGAUCAAUUUUAUAUUUUAAAUGUUAUAUAUAUUUUUUCUACUAUCAUCUAGCUACAUUCACUGAAAAUCCUCACCAGUGAAACAUGAUCUGAAUAUGUCGCGGACCAAACAGGGACCAAAGCGUUAAUUACGGUCGCCAGGUGGCGCCUGUAGGCUGCACUGUAAUUAGCAGAGAUUGGCAGUCUAAUCAAGUGUGUUGAUUUUCAGGUGGCUGUCGGCUGCCUGCCCGGCUCAGAAGAGUUCAUCCUCACCGAUUUGUCCAAAGAUAAAACCGGCCCAGUGGAUAAUAUCAUGAUUAACUCGACUGUCGACAUUUUUGAAAGGUCAACAGCAACCGUGGAAAGGAGGAAAAGCGUUUCCAAAAGAGAGAAACAGUAGGUACAUGUGCAGUGAGCGACAGCUAGGAGAGCAGUUCAGGGCACGAGCCAAAGGCGCACACACCCACUAGCAGAGAGCAAGACUGCAUUAUUCAACGGAUCCUCUUCUCUACACUCCUCUGGGCCAGUGACUCACCCCCUCUGCACCUCUUGCUGAGCCAUUAUUACCAUGGAAACCCCGAGCCAGAAACGCACCAGCCGCGGCGCUACUUCCGUCUCCCCGGCCCGCAUCACCAGGCUGCAGGAGAAGGAGGACAUGAUCAACCUCAAUGACCGGCUGGCUAUCUACAUCGACAAGGUGCGCUCGCUGGAGUCGGAGAACGCCGGACUGCGAAUGCGCAUCUCUGAGUCAGAGUCCACGGUGACCCGCGACCUUUCGGGCAUUAAAGCGGCCUAUGAGGCGGAGCUGGCCGACGCCCGCAAGACCCUGGACCAGGUGGCCAAGGAGCGAGCACGCCUGCAGCUGGAGCUGAGCAAGAUCAGGGAGGAGCACAAGGAGCUCAAAGCCAGGAACACGAAGAAGGAAUCUGACCUGGAGGCGGCUCUGGCCAGGCUGAGGGAUCUGGAGGCCCUGCUGAACUCUAAAGAUGCUUCCCUCUCCACCGCCCUGGGGGAGAAGCGGGCCCUGGAGGCCGAGGUGAAGGACCUCAAGGCCCAGCUGGCCAAGUUGGAGGGUAGCUUAGCCGAUGCCAAGAGGCAGCUGCAGGAGGAGAUGCUGAGGAGAGUGGACGCCGAGAACCGCCUGCAGACCGUGAAAGAGGAACUGGAGUUCCAGAAGAACAUCUACAACGAGGAGUUGCGCGAGUCCAAGCGCCGGCAUGAGUCUCGCAUAGUGGAGGUGGACAGCGGGCGGCAGCUGGAGUUUGAGAGCAAGCUGGCUGACGCCUUGGCCGAGAUGCGAGCUCAGCACGAGGAGCAGGUCCGCUUCUACAAGGAGGAGAUUGAGAAGACCUACAACUCUAAGCUGGAGAACGCUCGUCAUUCUGCUGACAGGAACAGCCACUUGGUGGGAGCCGCUCAUGAAGAGCUGCAGCAGACCCGUGUUCGACUGGAGGGCAUGUCAGGCCAGCUCAGCAUGCUGCAGAAGCAGCUCUCGGCGAGCGAGUCCAAGGUGCGCGAGCUGGAGGAGGCUCUGUCGAGGGAGCGGGACAUGACGAGGCGGCGGCUGGAGGACAAGGAGCGGGAGAUGGCUGAAAUCCGAGCUCGGCUGAUGCUGCAGCUGGAAGAGUACCAGGAGCUGCUGGACAUCAAACUGGCUCUGGACAUGGAGAUUAAUGCCUACAGGAAGCUGCUGGAGGGAGAGGAGGAGAGGCUGCGUCUAUCACCCGGCACUCCAGCCACCAAGGUCACAGUGGCACGGACCUCCGGCUCGGGCCACGCCCACACCAGCCGCAUGGUCCUCCACGGCUCCGCCUCCACCACCGCCACCGCCUCCAGCAGCCGCAACUCGUCCGGCACGGCCAGCGCCAAGAAGCGCCGCAUCAACGACAACGACAGCGAGACCUCCAGCAUGGCGGGCGGCACCGUGACCAAGACUCGCAUUAGUCAGCACGCCUCAGCCAGCGGCCGCGUCACAGUGGACGAGGUCGACCUGGAGGGCAAGUUCAUCCGUCUCAGCAACAAGGCUGACGAGGAUCAAUCUCUGGGCAACUGGCAGGUGAAGAGACAAGUAGGAGGUGGAGCCGCCAUCAUCUACAAGUUUCCCCACAAGUUCAUCCUGAAGGCCGGAGGAGCUGUCACCAUCUGGGCUGCAUCUGGCGGUGGAACCCACAACCCCCCCACUGACCUGGUGUGGAAGAGCCAGAACUCCUGGGGCACCGGAGACCUCCUGCAGACGUCGCUCAUCAACGCCAACGGAGAGGAAAUGGCCAUGAGGAAAGUGACCCGCACCCUGUUCCAUGAAGACGAUGAUGAUGACAUGGGAGCUCACAGCACGAGCGGCGCAGACAACGAGUACAACCUGAGGAGCCGCACGGUGAUCUGCGACUCCUGCGGGCAGCCGUCGGACAAAUCGGGUGGUUGCAGCAGCGGGGGUCUACCUGAAGGCCUCGGGGGACAUUCCUUCUUCAUGGGGACCAACGAGCCCAGAAAGAGCCGUGCCAACCCGGAGAACUGCUCCGUCAUGUAAAAACCAGACAGCACCUCACCUGAACCCACCACCUCCUGCAGCCCACAAAGGAGAAUUAUCAUCUUUUACUGUUUGGGUUGUUUUUCUUUCUUCUUCGUUUUUUAUAUGGUCUUAUUUUUUUUGUAUUCAGAUUAAUCUGCAGGUUAGAAUUGCUUCGAGGUUUUUGGGCAGAGGGCACAGGAUUUUUUUCGUAUUCCACUUUUUGAGUUUGUGUAUUCAUUCAACGUAUGUUAUUGCAUGUGUGCUGUGCUAAUGCUUAUCCUGCUCUUCUUGCACACUCUUUCACGCACACACACACACACACGCACACACACACACACACACAGCUCCAUUGACCAGUGCUUGUGCUUCGAUCCAAGCCGGGUGUUUCACAUUUAAUGGCCAUGCUGUCAACACUCAACACGCACAGCUAGUGAACCCUGCUAGGAAUAAUCUCUACAGUCACACAGACGACAGGGAAAUAAAUCCCACGGUUAAUCGUGUUUAUCACUCAUCAAAUUGAUCAUUUAAGAUGUUGUUUACAUUCGCGAUUUACUUGCUUCGGGAGCAGUAUUGUGCUGUCUUUAUGUGCUGCAGAGAAAAUACACUAAAUUUAGCUUUUUAUUUUUGAUAAACUAUGUUGGAAAAGUGUCCAAAGAAAGCCAAAGUACUGUAAGCUCAGGGUGUUCAGCAGGUUUUAUUUCACCUUUAGCCUUAGGAAAUCAUGUCGUGGAACAUUUUAUAUGUGGAUGUAGAGCACACGGUCGGGCUGCUAUGCUGCAAACAGAGAAAAUAAUUAUUUGAGAGGAAUAUUUUUUCUGGAGUUCAAAGCUCGAGUCCAGAGAGACAUAUCUGGUUAUGUUUUUGAACGUGUGUGGGGAAUAAGGAAUUAUUGUUUGCUGGAUAAGUUGAAUGUACCCAGUUUAUAAAAGUAUAUCUCAGUUGGAUGUACGUUUAACCCAAAGAUGUUUUGUCAUGAUGAUAGGAACAUGUUGGAUUUGUUUUCUACCUGGGGGAUUAUCAGGAAUAGGUACUAUGUUUUGAGUCUUUACUGGUGCCAUUUAUACAGUAUAUAUUUGUAGGAUGUUUCAGCUUCAUUCAACACAAUGAACAUUAUUCUGAUAGAGAGUUGUUGCUGCUAUUUACAGAGUGCAACAGUAGUUUUGGAAACAUUUUAACAAGCUUUUCUACAGAAUGGGGGGAAAAAAACAAAAGUGCCUUCAGAGGACAGAAAGCAACACUCACUGUUCUUUGGGCACAUGCCUCGUAUCACAGUCUUGUGACUGUCAGCUGUCUGAUUUUUGUUGCUCCUUAAAAAAAACUGGUCAUAAGGGCUUUUUUUCUUUCCUCUUAAGCUUACUGGCUUUGCAAAUCCCCAGGCAUAAUUUUUUGGAUCUUAGUAGGAUUGUGGGGUUUCUAUACUUUGUGACUUUGGCUUCAUGCACUGCUUUUAUUGAGCGCCUCGCCAAAUAUGCACAGCAGGUAGAUUUGUACUGUAGUCUGGCAGCUUAGUUCAUUUAUACUCCAGUGAAAAGCAUAUCAAAGCAUUUACGGAAAAUACUUGAUAGCUAAAUUUUGAUAUUUUUUUCUGUAUUGUACUUAAAGGAUGGUAUUUCUGCCACAUUAGAUUAUUUUUUGCCUUUAAAGAGAUGGUUUGGAUUUUAGAAGUGCAGUUGUAUGAGAUACUGUAAAUACACUAACAAUAGGCGGUGUAUUUAUCUGCAGUAGAAGGUGAUCUACUGGCACCCAACUUGAAGAGGCAGGAAGAAGUACUGGCACCAAAGCUAAGCAGAGGAAGUGUACGCUGCAUUAAGAAUAUUUUUGCUGCUUUACCUUGCUGUCAGAGAGCCCUGUUUAAGUUUAUGCGGGGGGAAUUAAAGCCAUUAUCUAUGCCCUCUUCAAGGCCACCAGACUGCAUUGAUAAAAACAGUAGUUUUGUCAUCCCAGAAAACAGGAGUUGCUGGUGCACCGCUGCCUCGAUUGGUUAGUUUGUUUGUGUUAUUGUGCGACUUCGGUAAAUAAUUUAUCCUUUAAAACAUCAAAGUUUCACAAUAACAAACAAACUAACCAACCGAGGCAGUGUUAGACCAGCAACUCACAUGUUCUCUGAGGUAAAAUUAGUGUUUUUCUCAAUGGAGUCUGGUGCCUUUUACGAGUGGAUAGAACAGCUUCAGUUAUUUUUGUAUAAACUUAACCUGGGCUGUCUGACAGCAAGGUAAAGCAGUAAAAAAUAGUCUAAAUAUAGUGUACACUUAAACUCAUAUUAGCAUAUAUGUCUGCUGCUCCUGUCCACAGCAGUACAUUGCUUAACUUCUGUCUCGGUACUCCUGUAUGUUUCUACAAACAGCCGACAGCCAUCUGCUAAAGGUAAUAAGCUGACUCUAGAUACCUCAUGCAACAUCGCUUCAGAAAAUCAAAACUAUUCCUUAAAGUAGACGUCUAAUUUUGACAUUAUUAUCCCCAAAGUGCCUUAAAAAGUCGAAGACAAUUGUUCGUUAAAGAAAUGUCUAGCUCCAAAGAUAACACAGAUUUAUAAAUGAAAAAAGACAUAGUAUUUAUCUCAUAUGUGCACGAAUAGAUGAGACAUAAUUACUGCAUGUACUUGUCAAAUAUAUGCAACUAUGAACUAAAUCAUCCCACUCAGAACAUUUCAUUUUAAAAGGGUGAGGUCGGGAGUUUCUCAGAGGCCUGAAAGAAACUUCAUCUACAACACUUGAGACAGCUGCUCUUUAACAUUUAUAUGCAAUGUUAGUUAACGAAGACACUAACACAAUCAUCAAAUACUUUAUGUGACAAACAGUCCAGAAAGGCUUUUGUGAAACCCUGAACCCUCCCUGUUAAAGUCCUGAUUGAGGCCUCAUGAAUCUUCUGAAGGACUUGAGGAUUUAAAAUGUUACUGAAAGGGAUUUCUUUGUGUGAGCCUUUAAUGCCAAAGUCGUAAUUAGCUUGAAGUAGGAUUUGUGUCUAUCAUAUAAUGAUGCUGUUGACAUUAUGGAAAAGCCAUUCAGUCGAUGUAAUGAAUGUUUUUUUUGUGUUGCUUUUCUAAAAUAAUGCCGAGUAAAAUUCUUUUUUUUUCUCCAA